GUGGCGUCAGUACGUGCAGAGCUCGCGUGCCCUUGGCUUUUAUUAACGACAGAAUCAUAUGGUAUCACAUGCACAGGAUGGGUUUUCUUCUAUCUAAAUCUAUGGAUCAGAGUCUCCAGAAGCAGCAGGAGUUUAUGUUGAUCAGCGGAAGAAUGCAGAUGGAGCGUCAGAUGCUGAUGCAGAAUGAGAUGCGUGAGCGCCAGACGGCGAUGCAGAUCGCCUGGUCUCGAGAGUUUCUCAAGUACUUCUCUUCUUUCUACGGUUUAACUGCGCUGGGUCUCAUCGUCGGAGCGGUGCGACAGAGGAGGGCAGUUCUCCUGGCUCCGGUCGUUCCCCUGAGCUUCAUCCUGGCGUAUCAGAUGGACAUGGCGUACGGGUCGCUGAUCCACCGCAUGAGAGCCGAGGCAGAGAGCAUCAUGGUUUCUGAGAGUGAGCGCCUAGAUCUUCCUCACGGGCUGCCCACGUUUGAGAGCAUUGAGAAAUCCCGACGAUCUCGAGCUCACCUGACGUCUCUGCUGGAGAAAUGAGUGCCAGUCCUGAUCAGUCCUGAUGAAUCCUGACAAACUCUGACGAAUCCUGACGAACACAAACCCUGGCGAAUCCUGACUAAUACUGAUCAGUCCUGACGAUCCUGAUAAAUCCUGACUAACCUUACGAAAUCCUUACAAAUCCUGAAGAAUACGAGUCUUAACAAAUCGUUUCGAAUCCUGACGAACACAAAUCCUUAAGAACACGAAUCCUGACUAACCUUGGCGAGUCCUGAUGAAUCCUGAAAAUCCUGACGAACACGAAUCCUGACAUACUUACUAAUCCUGAUGAACACGAAUCCUGACGAACCUUAAUGAGUCCUGAUGAAUCCUGUCGAACAAAAUACUGACGAACCUUGACGAAUCCUUACGAAUCCUGACAAACACAAAUACUGACAAUCCUUGACGAAUCCUGAUAAAUCUUGAAAUUCCAGACGAACACGAACCUUGACGAAUCCUAGAAAUCCUGACGAACAUGAAUCCUGACAAAUCCUUACGAGCCUUGACGAAUCCUGACAAACACGAAUACUGACGAAUCUUGACGAAUCCUGACAAAUCUUGAAAUUCCUGAUGAACAUGUAUAUCCUGACAAACACGAAUCCUGACAAAUACUUACGAAUCCUGAAAAUUCUGACGAAUAUUGAAAAUCCUAGUAAACAUGAAUCCUGACUAAUCCUGAAAAUCCUGACAAAUCUUUACGAAUCCUGAUGAAACUUGACGAAUCCUGAAAAUCCUGACGAACCUUAACGAAUCCUUACGAACCUUGACAAAUCCUGAAAAUUCUGAUGAAUCCUGAAAAUCCUGACGAACACGAAACCUGUCAAAUUCUUACGAAUCCUGAAAAUCCUGACGAAUCUUGAGAAUCCUGACGAACAGGAAUCCUGAAAAUCCUGACGAACACGAAUCCUGACAAAUCCUGAUGAACACGAAUCCUGAUGAACACAAAACCUUGACGAAUUCUGAAAAUCCUGAUCAGUCCUGACGAUCCUUAUGAAUCCUGACGAACCUUAACGAGUCCUGAAGAACCUUGAUGAAUCCUGACUAACGUUACGAAACCUGACAAGCCCUGACGAACACGAGUCCUGGCAAACCUUGACGAAUCCUGACGAACACAAGUCCUGAUGAACACGAGUCCUGACGAACACGAGUCCUGGCGAAUCUUGACAAGUCCUGGCGAACACGAGUCCUGGCAAACCUUUACGAGUCCUGGCGAACACAAGUCCUGACGAAAUUGCCGAAGGUGAGCGUAGUGACCCAGGAGUAUACGAGUGUUCGGCUGCUCUAGCAGUGCUCCAGCCAAACGCCAGUGCUUCCGUUGAGCUUUGUGUGAUCGGUUGAUUCUCAGGUGUUUCUUCACACAUAUUGCCAAAUUAUUUAUGCUUUCAAAAUGCCUGAAAAGAAAGAUAACAUGAUUAAAAUAUACUGUGUUAGUAUUGUAUAUUUCCUAUACACUCUAUUAUUCAUGGUUGUAAUGGAGUGUACAACAGUGUUUAAUUUACAUUGUGAUCAUGACUGUUGUGUCCAACAAUAAACAUUUAAAGCAGUUUUUAAUGUUUAAUUUUCCAUAAUAUGUUAUUAAGAUGAUUAUUUGUGAGUGUCAUGCAUAAACAAAAUAUUCAAUUAGGAUAUUAAAAUAUAUAUGUAUAUAUAUUUAACAUUUGAUCAAAAUGAAGCCAAUGUCUGUUCAAGAAAAUAAAACCGAUUGUAUUUUGUUUGGGA
This is a messenger RNA of Pimephales promelas (fathead minnow), 2246 nucleotides long. RefSeq names its product plasminogen receptor, C-terminal lysine transmembrane protein (gene plgrkt). The record is from RefSeq and is a predicted model, not a curated record. NCBI's taxonomy places the organism in Eukaryota, Metazoa, Chordata, Actinopteri, Cypriniformes, Leuciscidae. Gene Ontology annotation, cellular component: plasma membrane. Gene Ontology annotation, biological process: positive regulation of plasminogen activation.